UGCAUGACACGGUUCCAGUAAUAUGUUCGUCGUGUUCUCACAGAUUGCAACUUCAAAACAAUUUUGAAAUACGAUUAACAAAUUUAUAAAUUAUAUUAUCGAAUAUUUAACGCGAACAUAAUAUGAAAAGAAAAACCCAUAAAAAUAGAAUAAAGAUUACAAAUGUGUUUCCCCCUUGUUUUAAUUAGAAUCAAGUAGAAGAACGUUGAUUGGUAGUUGAGAAGCGCUGUUAGGUAAAAAAAAAUGACGUGUACCGAUCGGAAAGGUUCGACAAUGUUCGACAAUGUUCGGAUUUUAUAGAGGGUGCUCGUGAAUAAGUGAAGGGGAGAGAAUCGUCGUCGUCGUCGUUGUUCGACGAGACACACAGCAUGCACAACGACGACAGACAGCACCAUCGUGCGAAAGUAGAAGGGUCGGCGGGUGGUUAAAGCAGAAAAGAGAGGGAUAAUAAUCCGCGAGGAAGCUUUAUAAGAGAGAUAGAAAUCUAGAAAAAGGGAGGAAGGAAGAACGUGUGAAAAAAGAUAAACGUAAAGAUUCGGGAGGUGUGUUAAACCGAAAACGCUUAAGAAGUGUGCGCGGUGUGUUUCUCUCAUUUGAGAGAGAACAAGAAAAAAAGAGAAAGAGAAAGAGAAAGAGAAGGAAGGGGAGGGAGAGAGGUAAAAGUGCGUUCCUAUCCCGUAUGUGUCUUCUUCUUAUUCGGUGCGUCGCCGUCGGCCAUUGUCUCUGACAUGGAAGCCUAUCAAAAUGGCAGAGAUCGUGCAGAUGUUUUUGUUUCUUUAUAAAUCGAAAUAUCGUCGGAAACGUCGUAGGCAACAACCCUCUGAAAAACUAAAAUUGACUGAACGUUUUAAAGAGUGCGGUGUUGGGAUCACGGUGCCAUGCUUGCCUCUACUUUGGUGGGCGGUGUUGCUCUCCUGUUGGUUCUUACACCUUUCGGCUGCCUCAUCCUCCUCAUCUACGACGACGACAACGGAAUCAAGUUGCGAUACAGAAAACUGCAUCAACGGGGAUUGUGUCAAUGGUACUUGCUUGUGUCGCGAGGGAUGGCAGGGUCCUGCUUGCCAAUUUUGCGGUGGCAAAGUCAAAUUGACGGAACCAAGUGGAAGCAUUCACGAUGGUAUUGGGAAUUACACGGCAGACGUGAGGUGUUCUUGGUUGAUCGAGAGCAGUCCAAAUUCCACGAUACGCAUGCACGUGGAACUUUUUGCAACGGAAUGCGGUUGGGAUCACCUGUACAUUUACGACGGUGACAGUGUCGAGGCACCUUUACUUGCAAUAUUCAGUGGUCUCAUGCACAAAGACGGUUAUCAUAUACGCCGUGUGCCCGAAGUAAUAGCACGAUCUGGUAGCGCCUUGUUACACUUUUAUUCGGAUGUUGCCUAUAAUAUGAGUGGAUUUAAUAUCACAUACAAGAUUAAUGCAUGCCCGACUAGGUAUUCCUAUGCUGAUUGUUCUGAUCACGGUGAAUGUGUAGAGGGUACGUGUGUAUGCAAGGACCCAUGGACUGGAAAAGCAUGCGACGUACCAAUUUGUCCAAAUAAUUGUUUCUAUCAUCGUGAUCACGGCGAAUGCAAUCACUUAAAACGUCGUUGUGAAUGUAAACAUGAUUAUAAAGGAAUGGACUGCAAUCAAAAGGGAGAACAUGGAUUUUGGGAGAGCAUUACUUACAAGGACUUUUCACCAGAAGGUUCAGCCAGUCACUGUUCUAUCGUUUGGAAAGAUUCACUUUACGUGGUUGGCGGUGAAAGUUUUCAUCGUGCCAAGAUGAUUUACGUUUACGAUUACAAUGGUAAUGUUUGGGAAACUCCUCACGUAGAGGGUAAGCUACCUGCACCUCGAUAUGCACACUCAUGCGUAUUAUUUGGAGACAAGAUAUUUAUGUAUGGCGGUGUUGUGCAAAAUUCUACCGUAACCAACGAGAUCUGGGCAUUCGACGUGUCAGCUAAAGUUUGGGAAAAUGUUACCGUUCACGAUCAUUGUCGGAAUAAAACAAUGUGCGGACCGUUAAAGGUAGCCGGGCAUACAGCGACACUCGUUCAAACUUAUGGGGAAAAAGAGAAAAUGGUUGUGAUAUUUGGAUAUUCACCACAGUAUGGUUACUUGAAUACCGUCCAGGAAUAUUACUUGGGAACUCGGGAAUGGCAAAUUGUUGAGACAAUAGGUUUCCCCGUAAAAGGGGGAUACGGUCAUAGUUCAUCUUACGAUCCUUUGACACAUUUAAUAUAUGUCUAUGGUGGCUACGUGUCCGAGUCACAAAGUACUCAGGUUUUGACCAAUAGACUUUACUCCUAUCAUCCAAAAUACCGAGAAUGGAGGUUGUUAACAGCCGCACCAUCAGCAAGAUUCUUUCACACCGGUAUCUUUAUUUCUGCCGGUUUAAUGCUCGUAUUUGGUGGGAAUAUGCAUAACGAUACUCAGCACUCGCACGGGGCUAGGUGUUAUUCCGCAGAUACCAUCGCUUACGAUGUUACGUGUGACACGUGGCAACAUUAUUUUAUACCAAGGGAAAUGACCGACCUGCCGAGAUAUGGGCAUAGUGCAACAGUUUUCGAAGAUUCUAUGUAUAUUUAUGGUGGAUUCGACGGUCAAAUGUUAUCCGACAUGUUGAGGUAUACACGGGGACACUGUGAAUUCUUAAAAAAACAAAAUGAUUGUUUGAACGCGAGGAUAGGUGUAAAGUGUGUGUGGGACAAACAUAGCGGUUUGUGUAUUGCAAUAACGAAAAUACCGCGGCAUGCGUUACUCGAAGACGAUAUGCAUGAUGGAAAAUACAUGAAAUGUUUGGACGACUUGCCACCACGAGGAUUGACUUCGCAUAAAGAAUUGUGCAAGCUAUUAACCGACUGCGUUGCUUGCGUGCAAACGUCGUACAAUUGUGUUUGGUGUGGUAAAAGUUGUUCAUACGAAAUAUGUCGUGAUAACGCUAAUUCACCGGCAACCGAGGUUAUCAAGGAUUUAGAAAAAUGCGAUGCGCAUACUGGAAUCGAGUGUUUGCAAUUGCAUACGUGUCACGCAUGUUCGAGCAAUCCGCGUUGCAUUUGGUCUUGGUCAAAUGGUCCAGACCGUUGCAAGCCGCAAUCUAAAACACGCGAGAUAAUCAAUUUAAAUGGUACCAUUCAAGCUCAACGUUUAACAAUGGAAACUUGUCGAAGUCCGUGCGCGGAAUAUACUUCCUGUAGGAAUUGUACAGAAUCAGAUUGUAUUUGGUGUCAGAAUGAAGCUAAGUGUGUCGAUAAAAAUGCAUAUCCCGCUAGUUUUCCUUAUGGUCAAUGUCGUGCAUGGACAACGAUCGAGGCAAGGUGUCGUGCUACUGGAAAUGGAAAGGAAUGGUGUAGCUUUUAUCUAUCUUGUUCGGCGUGUAGAUCGGAUCCUGGUUGUGGAUGGUGUGACGAUGGAUCUGGUACAGGAAAAGGACAUUGUUUGCCUGGUGGUGCUCGUGGUCCAAGCAGUAGGAGUUUAGAAACGUGUUCGCUUGAUCAUUGGUACUUUACCACGUGUCCCACUUGUCAAUGCAAUGGUCAUAGUAAGUGUCUUCCAAAUAGCAGCGUUUGUAUUCAACCGUGUGGAAAUUUAACUUCUGGACAGAAUUGUGAUAAAUGUAUUCCUGGCUAUUAUGGAAGUCCUUUGAACGGAGCAACGUGUCAACCAUGCUCUUGCAAUAAUCAAGGGACCCAGUGUUCCAGCGAGACUGGCAAAUGUUUUUGCACAACUAAAGGCAUCGUUGGGGAUCAUUGCGAACGAUGCGAUGUAACAGGUCUUUAUUAUGGUGAUCCUGCGAACAAAGGAUCUUGUUUCUACGACUUGGUUAUCGAUUAUCAAUUUACCUUUAAUUUAAGUAAAAAAGAAGAUCGUCAUUACAGAGCGAUCAAUUUUAAAAAUUCACCACCUAAAGCUGAUAUCGAUGCCGAAUUUUCUAUAACUUGUUCAGUUCUCGCUAAAAUGAACGUUACUAUUAAAAGACCAAACAGUUUAGAGAAGCCAUUACUUUUGGGUGCCAAUUGUACGACAAGCAUGUAUAAGCAUCGCUUUAGCAAAGCUGACUACAAUUUUGGUAGCGAGGAGAACAAUACUUUAACGACGUUUUAUGUAUACGUUUAUGACUUUCAGCCACCAUUGUGGAUUCAGAUUUCAUUUUCUCAAUAUUCUAAAUUAAAUCUGCAACAAUUCUUCAUAACUUUUUGCACAGAUUAUAUGCCACCACACAGGUGUUUCCUUGCCCUCCUUCUAGUAGCAGCGAUUUUAUGGAAGAUCAAACAAAAAUAUGAUAUGUAUAGAAGAAGACAAAGACUUUUCGUAGAGAUGCAACAAAUGGCCAACAGGGCGUUCAGUCAAGUACUCGUAGAAAUCGAGAGGCGAGAUGUCGUUGACAACGAUGCUGACAGAUGUGACAGCGAAUAUAAUAAUAGUCGAAAAAAGAAAAAGGAUGCACCUAGUCCAAUCGCCCUAGAGCCCUGUUGUGGUAACAGAGCAGCGGUUUUAUCCUUGCUAGUCAGAUUGCCUACCGGUGGUGAACCGUUUACACCAGCUGGACAAAGUGCUGGCUUAGCGGUAGCCUCAGCCUUAGUCACAUUGGGUAGUCCUCGAAGACCUUCCCAAGAAUUAACUACGAAGGAACCGAAGAAAACAAGAAAAUCGGCAAGCCAACAUCCUGAAUCAACUUGUAUUUAGCGGUAAACCGAAGAAAGUAGACAAAAUGCAAUGUUUGCAACGCGACUACGAGCCUUAGAAUCGUUUCUGUGAUCUUGCCUGUAUUCAUUGGCAGGACAAUCGAUUAAUCUUAUUAAUUGUGACAUAGUGCAAAUGUCAAUGCCACACACACACACGAUCUAUAAUCCAUUAAUAGUAGUUGUGUGUCACAUGAUGAAUUUUGUAUAUUAUCAAAGUUCAUUUUGUCGUUUAAUGAAGAUAAUCGAAAAACGUUGUUAAAAACCUUUGCUACGAGAAAAAUGACCGAGAAGAGAGAUCGUUUUAAUCAAGAAAAGAAAUUCAUUUUUGUAUUAUUGUCUCUAAAAAGAAUUUGUCGGUAAGUAAUAUUCAUUUUGAAAAAUCCGUAUAUAAAUAUUCCAUGCGGGAUCGGUUUACCAAACAAGAGACAGAGUUUCUUCUAGAAUAAUUCUUCUUAAAUUGUUGUUUCUCGAAUUUUUUAUUAUUUACUUAGCGAUUUAAACAAGUAUUAUCCGCGUUAAAAAGUUAUUUGGUUUUAAAUAACGCGUGUGCAUACUCGUUUAUUCGCUAUAGUCCCAAUCAACGAUGUAUAAUCUUGUAUAUAUAGUAUUGUUAAAUAACAUUCGUUUGCUUUUAUCGUGAAAGAUACAAUAUGAUUGAUAACGUGUUUAUUUU
Molecule: messenger RNA, 5340 nt
Organism: Polistes canadensis
Lineage: Eukaryota; Metazoa; Arthropoda; Insecta; Hymenoptera; Vespidae
Gene: dsd
Product: attractin-like protein 1
Exons: 12
Coding region: 745-4668 (1307 amino acids)
Cellular component (GO): Golgi apparatus
Molecular function (GO): protein binding
Source: RefSeq, a predicted model, not a curated record